AUGUCGUCGCGAUCUGGAACCACCCUUUACGUUACUGGCUUCGGCCACGGUACUCGAGCCCGCGAUCUUGCCUACGAAUUCGAACGAUACGGUCGCCUUGUUCGCUGUGACAUCCCUGCCCCACGUACUCCUUCUAGCCGCCUCUUCGCCUUUGUCGAGUACGAAAGCCGCCGCGAUGCCGAUGACGCCUAUCACGAGAUGCACAACAAGCGUAUUGGCCGUGACGACCUGCUGAAGAUUGAGUGGGCACGUACCCCUCCAUCUGCAUCCUGGAGAUUCGACUCUGGUCGUGACCGCCGCCGUGACCGUACUCCUCCUCGCCGAGGCCGCUCUCCUUCGCCUCGUCGCAGCCGUGCUGGUGACUACUCUCCUCGCCGCGGUGAUGACCGUUAUGAAGCACGGGAUUAUGAUCGUCAUGACCGUGACCAUGAGCGCCGAGACCGUGACUAUGAACGCCGAGACCGAGACAGCGACCGCCGUGAUCGUGACCGGGAGCGCUCUCGUGACCGUUCUCGCAGCCCCGACGACCGGGACCGUGAUCCUAAGGAUGAUCGCGAGCGUCGUGAUGAUGAUCGUGAGCGCCGCGAUGACGACCGCGAGAAUGUUCCCAAUGGUGAAGACAGGAAAGUACCCCUGGACCCCGUCCCUGCUGCUCAUGAUGAGCUUGAUACUGCUGAGUAG
Molecule: messenger RNA, 681 nt
Organism: Penicillium malachiteum
Lineage: Eukaryota; Fungi; Ascomycota; Eurotiomycetes; Eurotiales; Aspergillaceae
Product: RNA-binding protein
Exons: 5
Coding region: 1-681 (226 amino acids)
Biological process (GO): mRNA splicing, via spliceosome
Cellular component (GO): nuclear speck
Molecular function (GO): RNA binding
Source: RefSeq, a predicted model, not a curated record